Acanthocheilonema viteae is the source of this 1347-nucleotide messenger RNA. The record is from the annotation of a GenBank genome assembly. NCBI's taxonomy places the organism in Eukaryota, Metazoa, Nematoda, Chromadorea, Rhabditida, Onchocercidae.
AUGACUGAAGAAGGUUACGAGGAGCGACUUAUCAAUGAAGAAUAUAAAAUAUGGAAGAAAAAUACACCUUUUCUCUACGAUAUGGUGAUGACACAUGCGCUUGAAUGGCCAAGCUUAACAGUACAGUGGCUCCCCGAUAUACAAAGAUUAGAAGGAAGCGAUUACACGACUCAUCGCCUCAUCCUAGGUACCCAUACUUCGGAUGAGCAGAAUCAUUUGGUUAUAGCAAAACUGUUGCUGCCCACUGAUGAUGCGCAGUUUGAUGCUUCAAAAUAUGAUACCGAAAAAGGCGAAUUUGGAGGUUUCGGUUCAAUAACAGGAAAGAUUGAUGUUGAAAUUAAGAUGAACCAUGAAGGGGAGGUGAAUCGUGCACGUUACAUGCCACAAAAUCCGGUUUUGCUGGCCACGAAAUCACCAAACAGUGAGGUUUUUAUUUUCGAUUAUACAAAACAUCCAUCUGUACCGAAUCCUGCUGACAAUGUUUGCAAGCCACAAUUGCGUUUACGUGGUCAUACAAAAGAAGGUUAUGGCUUAUCGUGGAAUCCAAAUUUGCCUGGUCAUUUGCUUUCUGCUUCGGACGAUAUGACUGUGUGCUUGUGGGAUGUUCAGGCAGCAACUGCUCAAUCAAGCUUUCUUGAUGCAAAAACGAUUUUUAACGGACAUAAUGCAGUCGUCGAAGAUGUUGCCUGGCAUGUGCUGCACGAAGCGGUGUUUGGUUCAGUGGGUGAUGAUCGUAAGCUGAUGAUUUGGGAUACCCGUACAAACAGCUCGAAUAAACCGAAUCACACUGUUGAUGCCCAUUCGGCUGAAGUAAAUUGCUUAUCCUUCAAUCCAUAUUCGGAAUUUAUAUUGGCUACGGGCUCAGCUGACAAGACAGUUGCUUUGUGGGAUUUACGGAAUUUAAAAUUGAAGUUGCAUUCAUUCGAAUCGCAUAAGGAUGAAAUUUUCCAAGUCCAGUGGUCACCACACAACGAAACAAUUCUGGCAUCCUCCGGAACGGAUCGACGACUUCAUGUUUGGGAUUUAAGUAAAAUCGGUGAAGAGCAAUCACCGGAGGACGCUGAGGAUGGUCCUGCAGAGUUGCUUUUUAUACACGGUGGUCAUACUGCUAAGGUGUCCUCAAUACUGAGAAAUAGUACAGUUUCGUUUCGACAUUAUAUUGAUCUCACAGAAGAAAGUUUAGAAGUUUGCAGUAAAGCAGAGAUCUCAGAUUUCUCUUGGAAUCCAAACGAACCAUGGGUUGUGUGCUCAGUAUCAGAGGAUAAUAUCAUGCAGAUUUGGCAAAUGGCUGAUAAUAUUUAUAAUGAGGAAGAUACCGAUACUCAAACUGACCAGAUGGAGCGUUGA